Oldenlandia corymbosa var. corymbosa is the source of this 2681-nucleotide messenger RNA. NCBI's taxonomy places the organism in Eukaryota, Viridiplantae, Streptophyta, Magnoliopsida, Gentianales, Rubiaceae. The record is from the annotation of a GenBank genome assembly.
GAAGAGUCCAUGGAGACUGGGUCUUUGUUCCAGCUUUUCAAUGGACUUUGAGUAGACUUUCUCACGAAUUCGUUGAGCAUAAAACUAGCAACGUUGUACCUUAUUUCUAGUUUUCCAUCAUCAAGAAAAAGAUCUAAAAAAGACACACACACACACACACGCUGUUGAAGAGCUUCAUGAAUUUCAAUCACAUGAUGCCACUAAAGUUGCUGGUGGUUUUCUUCAUUAUACUAAACCCUUGUGGUUGUUCUUCUUCUUCUUCAGCUAAUUUUCCCAUUGCAAAGCCUAGUUGCCUGGAUCAUUGUGGCAAUGUUAGCAUCCCCUUCCCAUUUGGUAUCGGAGAAAAUUGUUAUUAUCGAGAUCAAAAUUCAAAUUUCGCUGUGGAAUGUAACACUUCCAAACUGAAAUUUCAGGAUAGUCCCUUCGAAAUUACGGAGAUAUCGCUGGAAGGGCAGUUUCGCACCAUGAAUUACGUCGGAUACAAUUGCUACGCACAUAAUCGAAGUAUCAAGUCCAAUAGUCCUUGGACUAGUCUUGGGAUGCCCUUUAUUUUCAAUAGCACAAGUAACAAGUUCACUGUUAUUGGCUGUGACUCCAUCGCAAUAGUUCAAGGUGCUAGCAACUUGCGAGAAUACACUACUGGAUGCGUUUCUUUGUGUAAUUUCAAGGAAGAUGUUGAGGAUGGUUCGUGCUCGGGGAUCGGAUGUUGCCAGACAUCAAUACCAAGUGGAGCUUGGCAGAUUAAUGUCAGUUUGAGUAGCGUCUUCAAUCACAGUUCGGUCUUGAGUUUCAAUCCUUGCAGUUAUGCUUUUGUUGUGGAGGAAGAUGCUUUCCAUUUUUACGCAGAUAACCUUACCAAUUUAGAAAGCGUCGAAACUCUACCGGUACUCGUGGACUGGGUGAUUUCAUACAAGAACUGCAACGAGGCUAUCACAAACAAGAGCAGUUAUGCAUGUGGGUUGAAUAGCGAGUGUUAUGUAGAGGAAGGAGCUUUGGGUUAUCGGUGUCGGUGCAAUGAAGGUUAUGAAGGAAACCCGUAUCUAGGUUGCCAAGAUAUUGAUGAAUGCCGGAAUCCUGACCGGUGUGGAAAGUAUAGUGCUUGUACUAACACAGUCGGAAGUUACAAAUGCAAUUGUAUUAAAGGGUACCACGAAGAUGGCGAUGGACGAUGCGUUGCUAACAAUAAAAAGGAUAACUGGCCUGUUUUUAUUGGUGUUGGCCUAAGCGGAGGCACAUUGUGUGUACUGAUAUUGUCAUUUUGUUUCUUCUCCAAACGACAGAGACAAAAGGAAAAGAAGUUGAGAGAGGAGCUUUUUAGGAAAAAUGGGGGCAAAUUUUUACAAGAAAAACUCGAUGCUGCUAAAAGAGGAGGCACUAAUAACAUUAGAAUAUACAAAGAAGAAGAAUUAGAGAAGGCCACGAAUGAUUUUGAUGAAAGCCAAAUCAUUGGUCGCGGAGGAUUUGGGACAGUUUACAGAGGAGAGUUGACAGACCAUAAGGUAGUAGCAAUCAAGAAGUCUAAAGGAGUUGAUGAAGACCAAGUUGAGCAAUUCAUCAACGAGGUGAUGCUGCUUUCCCAAAUCAAUAGUAGAUAUGUUGUUAAGCUACUAGGUUGUUGUUUGGAGACAGAAGUGCCAUUGCUUGUGUAUGAAUACAUCGACAAUGGGACGCUCUUCGAUCAUUUGCACAAGAAAUUCAAAUCAUCACUUUCUUGGGACAUCCGCUUACAAAUAGCUUCAGAAAUCGCUGGAGUGCUCUCAUAUUUGCAUUCUGUCGCUUCACCUCCAAUUAUCCACAGGGACAUAAAAUCGUCUAACGUACUUCUUGAUCAAGAUUACAUUGCAAAAGUAUCUGAUUUUGGGAUAUCAAGAUUGAUUUCUUCUGAUGACGAUCAGGUGGCAACGAUGGUGCAAGGAACACUUGGUUAUUUAGACCCCGAAUACAUGCUAACCGGUCUGUUAACCGAGAAGAGUGAUGUUUACAGUUUUGGGAUUGUUCUAAUGGAGAUUAUAACAGGAAAGAAAGUACUAUCUUCCGGUAAACCUGAGGCAGAGAAAUUCUUAUCAAAUGUUUUCCUUGCUUCUUUGGAAGAAAAUCACUUGGCUGAGAUUCUUGAUAAUAAUAUAUCCUCUCCAGAAAACAUCGACCAACUGCAUGAAGUUGCGAUGAUUGCAAAAAGAUGCAUUAGCGUAAGAGGCGAGGAGAGACCCUGUAUGAAAGAUGUAGAAAGGGAUCUUCUUAUAUUGAGAGCAAAAGCCAAGGUAAUUUCUCUUCAAGUUUUCGAGAAGGAUUCUACCAAAAGUGAAACCUUGCUUGAUAUGCACUCAAUCGGAUAUGGUAGUUCUGAUUAUUUUACGUCUAGCGGCCAAUAUUCUGCCCCUUACACCACCACAGAGCAACCAUUGUUGACUCUACCAAGUGGAAGAUGAAGCGAGCAGAAACCAUUAAGCAGUCAAAUAUAAUCCAUUCAUUGUUAAUUAAUUAGCUGUAGAACGGUGAAGGUUUAUUCAUGAUAUCUAUAUGCAUUAACGAUUAUAGAAAAUACGGUUAGUUCGUCAAAUAAAAUUGAAAAUGUUUGUGAGUAGUAAGAUUCAAUCUCGGUUUGAAUAAUGAUAUUAUUGGUAUUUCUAACCAUGAAGUAUUGUAAAUUUAAUUUUUAGGAUCUGUCUUUGUCGGUGUAA